UUCUUCGUCCGGUGUGGUUCACAAUUUUCCUUCUCUCGCAGUGUUCGCGCUUCUCUAUCCCCGUGUGUGUGUGAGCCUCUUUGAGUGUGGUGUGAGUGUGGAAAAAUCCACAGCAACAACAACCAGAGAGGGAGAGAGCAGAAAAAUCGCCGAAAAUUAGCCCCAGCUAUGGAUAAACGGAAUGCAAAAAUGUAUGCAAUUGCCGUCAUAAGUUCGCUCAUUGAAAUUCGUAAUAAUUGAGUGAAUUCACCGAAAAUGAGGAAGAGCACUUAGCCAAGAGAGUUAGAGAGAGAGAGCGAGAGUGCGAGCGAGCGAGUGCGAUUGAGAUGCGCCGUUUUAAACGUUUCAUUUGCAACGUCAUCGUCAUCUGAAGAGAAAAUCCUAGGGGAAGAGAGCGCGCGAGCGCAUUACGCCUUUGUUUACACGCCCAUUUCACAACUCCCCCGAAAGGAGACAUCAUCUAAGAAUUAACUGAAUAUGCACAUGAAACCGCUAUUUGGAUAAUUAAUGCUGAGGAAUCCGAGAUUGUGCAAAAAAAAACCCCUGCGAUAAAAGAGUCUGCGCAAAGAGAGAGCGUUCAGAUAUAGAGAGAGCGAGAGGGAGGAAAGAUAAAGAGAGAGCAGAGCGAGAGCUUGGUUGGGCUCCAAAAAUCAAAUUCGAGCGGCUCCCAUUUGGAAAAAUUGCGUCUCGCGACACAACGUGCGUCCAAAGCAGCGGAAAGUUUUUCUAUUCGCGGCCGGUUUGAUGUUGUUGUAAAUGCAAUUGUGCUUCGAAAAACCGCAGUUUCUUUCAGUAUUUGCCAUUGGGCAAAACAAUAAACACAAACUUAACCCACAAACCCAUUUUAUCUAGUGCGACGAGUGUUAAAUAUCGAUUUUCUCGUUUCGGCCAACGCGAGCCGAUGACCUCGCACACAACAACAUUAGCAACAACAAAAACCACUAAAAACACCACUUUGAUACAAAGCUAAAAGCUGCAAGUACACACGGAGAAAAAAGCACUCCAAAGCUGUGGUCCAAGUUUUUAAAGUAAGCCAAACGCUUUACAUAAUUAUUGCCCCAGUGCCAAAAGAGGCAGCCACAACAAAAGCAAAAGCAACGAGGAAGAAGCAGAAAACAACGGCGUUGCAAGGGGGAAAACUCUCGAUUGAAGGAAGAAGCAGAGGAGGCAGAACAAGAACGCGGCGUAGAAGAGCCCCCGAAAAGAGCGGCAGCCGAAAACCUCAAAGACACAUGCUCAGAUACCGUCUCGUGUCCACUCACUUCCUCAAGCAGCCGUAGUGUGCGAGCGAGCGAGACAGCGCGAUAGCUAGAGAGAGCGAGAACGUGGGUGUAGCAGCAGCGAAUGCAAUUGCAGCAAGCGAGAGAUUGGGAAAGUGAGAGAAGGAGACUGAGCGAUCGCAGGAUAUAACUGUGCUAUAAAAGCUCGACAGGUGCGCUCUGCCGGCUCAUUCACCGCUAGUCGUCGGCCACUCAAUUUGUUAUCGCGAGGUCCUCUCUCCUUCCAGGAAGAGGCAACAGGAACGGAACAGGAACUAGGAGAGCGAGGAAGAGAAGGCGCUCGCCGAGCGAGAGAGUGAGAGAGAGAGGGAAUUCGCAUCCGAUCCGGCACUAAAAUCCAGUCACAACGUAUUCGCUAGGAGUGCUACGCCUUUUGGGUCUGAGCUAUAGUCUAGAUAGCGAAAAUGUGCAGAGAUCGCGAUAUGAGUUUGUCGUAGAUCAGCGCAACCGUCGUUACAAGGUCAAGAAAAAAACCAAGCUCAAGAGCGAGUAGGAAGGUGAGCGGGCAAGCGCCCGAGGGCUCCAAAAAGAAAGAAACCGAGAUUGCGUGAUAUUGCGAAAUCCUGGACCACGGACACCAGCCACAAUAACCAGAUCUGAAGCUACCAUACCAAAGUUAACAAUAUUAGCAAAGGCCGCAGCUAAAAAUAGUUAAAUUUUACAAAAGGAUCGAUCGGUUCUUCCAUAUCGAGUGCGCGUGUGAUCAACAACGGCAAUGUGACUAUCUGCGCAUCCGGGCUCUAUCUAAACGGUUUUAGCCGGUUAAAAACGCGAAAUUUAGCUUCGGGGCCAAGUGAUUUCGAUCUUUGAUUCGAUUCGGUAUUCUCCAACUACAUUUUCCAACCACCAAUCGAUCUAAAACGUCGUGCAACUGGCGAACGUACGGGGAAAAACCAGCAAGAUUGAAGACUUUGGGAGAAAUCUGUGGAAGUCCGUUAAGGCUUGCAUUUGCGGCAUGCGCCAUCCCACAACUGGGCUGAACGAAGACGACCUGAGUCGUCUCACUGGUUCAUCAUCGUCGACGGCCUCGUGCGGCAGUGCAGCCUCCUCCUCUUCAUCGUCCUCAUCCUCGUCCUCGAAUCCCGCUGACCGGCAUGAGGUGGUCCGCAGUCCGGAGAAGCCAACGCCGGCGGCCGCGGACAAGAGCCACCUGAACAGCGGCUUCCACUCCACCUACCUGCCGGAGAUCAUACACCCGGCCCUGGAAUGGCAGAAGUCGUCGCGCAAGCGCAAGGAGCGCCUGGACAGCAGCUCGGCCUUUGGCCAGGAUCGCAAGCUGCAGCGCAGCAACAGCGAGGAGCUGCUCACGGAACCCGCUGCCAUCGUUUCACCCACGGCCCAGGCACAAGCGGCCAAUCUGCUGGAGGCCCAGUGUGAGGUUAUCCGGCGCGUUUCCUCCGAGGACUUCAAGCGGACAGCUAGUUAUGCUAACUACCGCCAGGAGUUCGAAAGGGAGCAGGAGGAAUCCUCCGAGUUGGGCGAGAACAAUGCCUCGUUGGCCAAUUUGCCAACCGGAGAGGCGGCCAAGGAGCGUCCCCGCCUGGAGACCAGUCCCGCUCGCCAGGCAACCAAAGAAGCUAGCGACGACUCAGAGUGCGAGCACGAAAGACGUCGCAGCAGCGAGCGAUUCUGCAAAUCCCGCCAGCCGCCUGUCCGCAAGUCUGGAGUGGCCAAGAAGGGCGGCGGCGGCAGUGGCUCGAAGUAUCUGCCCUCCCGGCGGGAUGAGCAGAGUGCCUACAAGUACGAUCUGUCGGCUUUGAAGUACGAACGCAGAGGUUUCAUCAGCAGCAGGAAGCAGCAGAGUCAGCAGUCGCUGCAAUCUGCUGCCGAUCACAACGACAACAACCUAAUAGACUUCCACCAGCAGCAGAAGGAGCUGCAGACGAAGAGGAGCGCCAGUAUUUCACCCACACCCACCACCAGUUCCUCGGCGGGCAGCGAUGACAGCACGCCCACUUCCACUGCCCCGGCGCCCGUCAAGGCCAAGCCCCAGAGGCAGCAGCAGAGUCUGGACCUCACCUCCGCCCAGGAGUCGCUGCCCUGGGAGCGAGGAGAUGAACCGGUUCCCAUCCUGAGCCGGAGAUACGCCCACUCGCGGCCACAUAUCGGUGGCAAUCUGGAUGCAGCUGCCCAGCUGGCCAAGGCCAUGCCAUAUCCCCAGCAGAUGCCCAAGCAGGCGGCCACCGUGCAGCUGCAUGCGGACACCGCCGACAUGGACUGCUGCCUGGAGCCCAUGGACGCGGUGAGGGCCUUCAGCUCGCUGGAGAACAUGCGCACUCGCGAUGUUAUGCAACAGGUGCUGCCCGCCAUGAUGGUGGCCUUCCAGUCGCCCGAGGAGCGCCUGAAGGCCAUUAAUCGCCGUGUGACGGUGCUGAAGAAGAAACUGGUCCAGCUGGAGGAGUCCCUGGAGCAGAGACUGGGCUACAGGCCAUCGCAGGCGGAGCGACUGAACGACAAGUACAUGAAGAACGCCCUGGCGGAGUUGAGCAAGCUGCGCAAGGAACGGCACGAGCUCAAGACUGAUCCCAUCGCAGCUCUGGGCCUGAAGGUGGGCAGCGGCGGAGGCGGCGCUGGAGGCAUUGGCGGCCAGGAGGUGGCCAAGAAGCUGGAGCGCAUGAAGGCCACCCUCGCUGAAAUCGAGCAGAAUCUUAACGAGAAGCGCGCAAACGGCCGCCGUUCCGAGCAGUUGGAGGAGCUAAGUGCCGACCAACUGGUGCAGGAGAAGAGCGCCGUGCAGCAUGGACUGCUGUACUUCGAGAGCCUCUACGGACACCCCAUCACCAAGGAGGAGCGCGAUGCCGCGCGGCCGCUCUACGAUCGCUACAGGCAGCUGAAGCGUCUGGUCUCGCGCACCGUGAUGUUUGGAGCGGGCACUGGGAUACCCGAGCUGCCCACCAUCCUGGAGCACGAGGCCAUGGUGUUCGAGGCCACCUCCACCCCGCUGCAGUAUUCGUCGAACAACAGCACCGAGACCACCAACUCGCCCAGCGACGCGAAUGCCCCGAAUACUCUCACCCAGAAUGCCUCCUCCGAUGAGUCGUCCACCACCACCACCACAUUGACGGGACCGGCGGCUGGGGUGGCGUGCUCGAGUCAGGACAACCAGGCGGCCAGCGAGAACAUCUCCGCACUGAGCGUGGACCAGCUGUGGGAGCAGCUGGAUCGAGCCCGCGAUGAGAAAUCCCUGCUGAAGGCCACCAUCCGCGAGUACGAGUCCUUGUUCGAGGAGCAGAACGGACGCAAGAUGCUCAAGCAGGACCGCCGCUCGCUGGAGACGGAAACCUACGCCCAGUACAAGGAGAAGAAGGCCAAGGUGCGACUGCUGCAGGCCCUGAUCAAGAAGCACAUUGGGCACUGAGCUGUGCACGAUGAUGUACUACUAUCCUACUUCCAUUCUACUUUUGUUCACCCCACACGCAUGCGAUAACUAUUUAUUUCAUACCCAACCAAACAAAUACCAACCUAGCUCUAUACAAAUUAUAUGUAGUUUUUAGACUUACAUUUACCAUAUAUUCUAUAAUGAUACAUUUUAUGAAUAUUGUUGAUUCCUUAUUGUUUUUUUAAAAAACAUCUAUUGAGUAAUUGUAAUAAAAGAAGCAAAACGCAACAUUAUGAGACAAAGAGGAGUGAUUGAGAACGUAACCGCUAGACACUUGAUUCAGACUCAUUCCCCUACAUGUUAUUCAGACUCCCGCACGGAAUUGAUAUCUAAACGUAACCCAAGAAUCUGCAAUAUAUUUUCGCACUCUCCCCCUUGUGUUCUGUGUAAAUCGUCAUUGAUGUUAAAAAAUGACUUGGCCUGAUUUGCCCCACUCCGAAAGCGGGCAGCACCUUUAAUUCGAUUAGCUAUAGUUUCGAGCGGUCUAGGAGAGGAGCAGGUGGAAACCGCAAAUCAAAUGAUUACAAAACUUUAUAAAUGUUGUCUAGUAGAAACGAACAUUUUAUAUCGAUAUCUAUACUAGACUCUAGCGAUCUAUUAGCCAGUCAUUCUAGUUGUGCUUUCCAUUAAAUGUUUCAGCGUGCAAAUGGCACGCACCCACACUCGAGAUAAGGAGUUCUGAGCGUUGGCAAGGGAAAUCGAGUCGAGACGAUCAUAAGUUAGUAUCGAAUCGCAGGCCCGGAGCCUGGGUAAUGAUUUUGUUGUGCAGAAAGCAAUUGGGUUUUUUGAACGUGUAUACCCCGCCCCUAAUCCAAGCAUACGAUAUAUGAAUAUACAUAUACAUAUAUAUUUACAAUGAUAAAGAGUGUAAGGCCCAAGCCAAGCAAAUACAUAUGUAACGUGUAUUUAAACAACGUACACUUAUAUUUACAUGUUUACAUAUAGAGAACAUCCAAAGCAAACGUAUAUACAUAUAGGACUCAACAUUUACAAAUUGAAUAUUCUUAUAUGCGACCCACUGAAAGGGCCAAUAUGGAAAGCAGAGCAUUACAAGUAUCUCCCAGCUAACUGAGCGAAUGAAUGUCUAUACAUAAUUUGAAAUGCAAAAUAAAAUAUAUCACGUUAUAUUAAACCAA
Drosophila biarmipes is the source of this 5795-nucleotide messenger RNA. RefSeq names its product protein FAM13A. The transcript is spliced from 4 exons. NCBI's taxonomy places the organism in Eukaryota, Metazoa, Arthropoda, Insecta, Diptera, Drosophilidae. The record is from RefSeq and is a predicted model, not a curated record. The coding region runs from base 2236 to 4638 and encodes 800 amino acids.